GGAAAAACAGCUGUAGCGGCUAAUGCUAGUUAGCGUCGUUUGUUUUUGUCGUGUGUGCCAGCGAUCUGACCAGAAACCCCGCUAAACACCAUCGUAGAAUCCCGGAGUGACCGACUUGUUGUCUGUCAUCUCUCUUAACGAUGAAGUUCCAGUACAAAGAGGAGCAUCCUUUUGAGAAAAGGCGGUCCGAAGGCGAGAAAAUAAGGAAGAAGUAUCCGGACAGGGUACCUGUCAUUGUGGAGAAAGCCCCAAAAGCCAGAAUAGGAGAUUUGGACAAGAAGAAAUAUCUUGUCCCCUCUGAUCUGACAGUGGGCCAGUUUUACUUCCUCAUCAGGAAAAGAAUCCACUUGCGAGCUGAGGAUGCUCUCUUCUUCUUUGUAAACAAUGUCAUUCCACCCACCUCAGCUACUAUGGGCCUGUUGUACCAGGAGCACCACGAAGAGGACUUUUUCCUCUACAUUGCCUACAGUGAUGAGAGUGUGUAUGGGAACAGCCAAAGGGAAAUCUGAUCCCACUAACAUCCCCAACCAGGAUCCACCUUUGAGACCUCCACCAUUCAUUAAUUCAUUUAAAUAUUAAAUCCAGCUCAGAAGCCUAGAGUUCCCAGAGAAAAUAAAUCAAAUGCACCUUCAUCACCAUUAAUUACCCCUCCUUUAUGUCUUUUAUUAUUCUAUGAUCUGAAUUGUAUUUUCCUUCAAUUUUCAGUAGUGACUUAAGUUGUAUCAUGGCCAGUCAUAAUCGAUAAAACUACAUAAAAGGAAAAAAAUAGAAUUAGGUUAAUAUAAAGAUAUCUAGUUUGGAUUAAGGGAAGAAAGUCAUAAUACGUGAGUUUAAAUCGGCCCUUGUUGACUAUAAAGAGCUAAUGGCUAAUGGUUGUUCGCUUUUGUUGGUGUGCAAGGUGAUAAAGUGCUUAGAGUGUAGAAGUAGCAUUCACCAAAUGAAGCCACCUAAUUUGGUCUGUGGCAGAGUAAAGGGGAACUGUUUAGCAGCAGUUGUCCUAGAAAAUCCAUAUGUGGAUAGGGUAAUGUGGUUAAUUCACCAGCCAUUGAAGUCAGUGAAUGAGAAUGUAAUGCUGUCCAACAACUGAUCUCAUCAAGGAGUACAAUAGAAUUCAGACUAAAUCAUCCUCUGCUUUCAGUGGUAAAACUAUUCUGUUGACUGCUAUUAUAAUUAUUGUUGUUGUUUAUUGUUAAUUUUAGAUGGCCUGAUUUCUAAAGGUGUUGUAAAGCUGAGUGCAGUUUUUUUCUUUUAUUAAGUUUGUCUCCUUUUUUUUAAAAAAAAAAGAACUCUGUAUACAGCUGAAUUACUGGAUCUUUCUCUCCAUGACCAUACAUGAUAAAACAUGAUGAAAAGCUAA
Messenger RNA from Betta splendens (Siamese fighting fish), 1357 nucleotides. It is a transcript of the gene gabarapa, whose product is annotated as GABA(A) receptor-associated protein a. The record is from RefSeq and is a predicted model, not a curated record. Gene Ontology annotation, cellular component: cytosol; autophagosome; autophagosome membrane. Gene Ontology annotation, molecular function: GABA receptor binding; ubiquitin protein ligase binding. Bases 141 to 509 code for a protein of 122 amino acids. The transcript is spliced from 4 exons. Lineage: Eukaryota; Metazoa; Chordata; Actinopteri; Anabantiformes; Osphronemidae. Gene Ontology annotation, biological process: autophagosome assembly; cellular response to nitrogen starvation; macroautophagy.